Messenger RNA from Neolamprologus brichardi, 847 nucleotides. NCBI's taxonomy places the organism in Eukaryota, Metazoa, Chordata, Actinopteri, Cichliformes, Cichlidae. The record is from RefSeq and is a predicted model, not a curated record.
GGUGGAUGUACAGUUUCUGAUCAUGACCUUCCUGUCUCCUGCGGAUCUCUGCCACCUUGGAGCCACAAGUCGUUACUGGAGGGCCAUGGUUAGAGAUCCAUUACUGUGGAGAUACUUCCUAUUGCGGGACAUGCCACACUGGCCCUCCAUUGAUCAUGUGACCAUACCCCAUCCAGACUUGCUGGAUGCACCGCUAAUAAGUGAAGACGAGAGCCUGGAUGAUAGAGAAGAGGGAAAUGAAGGAAUAAAACUAAAAUUUGACUACAUGUCAGAAUACCUGAAAGGUUGCCCAUUCUCCAGACAGCAGUGGCUUCCUACACGACCAGCAUAUGAGGUGGUGACCUCAUUUUUUCAGUCCCUGGUACCCUCGUCUGAACCGCGUUAUGCCAUGUUUGGUCCUGGCAUGGAGCAGCUGGAUGUCUCUUUAGUCACAAGGCUUAUGCAUGCUCCAGAUAUACUUCCUGUGUCAGGCACUCCACACAGACAGAUAAAUGGUAUUGGCUCGGGGAUAAGUUACAUGUUCAAUAACCAACACAAAUUUAACAUCCUCACUCUGUAUUCAACCAACAGGGCAGAGAGAGAAAGAGCCAGAGUGCAACAGGAGAGCAUCAGCAAUAAACUCUUUACCUUUGAAGGAAAUGACGACUCAGGGGACCCAGUGUGCGUUCCUGCUCCUCAGGUUCAGCAGGUGUGCCAAGUGGUGGAUGGGUUCAUCUAUGUUGCCAAUGCAGAGCCUGAGAGAGGUGGUGAGAAGUCUGAAGGAGUCCAGAUUCGAGCUGUGCUAAACUGCAGUAGGGGUUCCACAUCCAAACCUCUGCUGGUGCUCUCAUGCAUCUCAAGAGAGGAA